AUGCAGAACUGGCUGAACAAGACCAGGCUUAGCAAGCCCGGCAAAUACGCCGGUGAGUACCAGUACGUGUUAACCCAGUAUGAGGUCAUGCUGAACAAAGAGCACAAGAUCGACUUUGCCGACAUGAUCAACCUCACAUUGAAACUGUGGGAAGAGUCACCCGAGGUGCUGGAGCAGCACAGGGGGCAGUACCGCUACAUACUCGUCGAUGAAUUCCAGGACACCAACUGCAAGCAGCUUGAGCUUGUGCUCAAGCUUCUGGGACACGAAUCUGGCCGCCUCACUGUUGUGGGCGACGAUGACCAGUGCAUCUUCGGCUUUCAGGGAAGCGAACCCAGAUACAUCAAAGAGCUCGAACAGCACUUCCCCCCAUCUCGAUGCCCACAGAGCAAACAUUUAAGCCAGAACUUCAGAUGCACCCAACGAAUCACAGAAGCAGCCGCCUCGCUCAUUCAGCACAAUGAAGCAAGAGUGGAGAAGGAGAUCAAGAGCACCAACCUCCUCGGCGAUCCAGUUCAGGUUGUGCAAUGCAGAGACGAAUUUGAUGAAGCCCUAGCGAUCACAAGAAAGAUACUUAUUCUGCGUGCGAGCGCGGUCUCUGCGGCCGAUGUCGCUGUGCUCUACCGAAGCCAGUUCGUUGUCAAGGCCGUGAAGAAGCAAUUCCAGGAGGCGGGAAUUCCGUUCUUUGUGAUGGGCGAGAAGAGCCUGGGCGAAAGGGAAGAAGUGCGCGACGUACUGGCCUACCUGACCCUCGCUGUCAAUCCAGACGACGACGGCGCGUUCAUGCGGGUCCUCAACAAGCCCACGCGCGGUCUCGGCCCGAAAGCCGAACUUCAUAUCAAGCAAGCUAGGCAAGAGGGGGAGUCCUACCACUCGGCCUGUGAACGCAUCAACGCCGGCAGACGGGCCAAAGAGCAGAACGUGAGCGAGCUGGUGGCGCUUGCCCGCUCCUUUCAGAGUCCAGAGUCCAGCACCGAUCACAUCAGGGACUUCAUCGAGUCGAUCAGUCCGGACAAGGACAACGACGAUAGCAGCGCAAGUGAGCAGCAGCGGUUGAAGACGAGAAAGGCCGUGGCUCUCAUGACCAUCCACAAGGCCAAGGGCCUGGAAUGGCCCAUCGACGUGCUGCCAAGUCACAAGUCUGGAGAUGCCGGAAUUGAGGAGGAGCGGCGGCUCCUCUAUGUGGCGAUGACAAGAGCAAAGAAGGAACUCUUCAUGACCUUCAUCGAUGCCAACGAACGCCAGCAGUCACUGUUGCUUACGCGCAACACCACAGGCGAGAUCAAGCCUGCGUGCCUCACGAAAACGCGAGCGGAAGCUGCACCCUCUCUGGCCAACCCCUCCCGCCAAGUGGAAACUGCCCGCACCUCCCUUGACGACGUCCCCUACAGCGACAUCGACAUCGACAUCGACAUCGACAUCGACGGGAGGAAGCGGAGCGAGUCCGGACAAGAAGCGAUCCCUCACCAACAUGAAGCAGAAGGCGGAUGA
Molecule: messenger RNA, 1491 nt
Organism: Acanthamoeba castellanii str. Neff
Lineage: Eukaryota; Discosea; Longamoebia; Acanthamoebidae
Product: UvrD/REP helicase subfamily protein
Exons: 14
Coding region: 1-1491 (496 amino acids)
Biological process (GO): recombinational repair
Cellular component (GO): nucleus
Molecular function (GO): hydrolase activity; ATP binding; DNA binding
Source: RefSeq, a predicted model, not a curated record